Exophiala viscosa is the source of this 1744-nucleotide messenger RNA. RefSeq lists its product as uncharacterized. Gene Ontology annotation, molecular function: transmembrane transporter activity. Bases 398 to 1660 code for a protein of 420 amino acids. Gene Ontology annotation, cellular component: membrane. Gene Ontology annotation, biological process: transmembrane transport. The transcript is spliced from 2 exons. The record is from RefSeq and is a predicted model, not a curated record. NCBI's taxonomy places the organism in Eukaryota, Fungi, Ascomycota, Eurotiomycetes, Chaetothyriales, Herpotrichiellaceae.
AAAUCCAUGUCAAGAUCAGAUCGAGACUGCUCUCGCCAGUCACAGCCAGGUGUUUAGCCAUGCAUUGAGAUCGUUAUCGAUAAAGCCCGCCUGCAAAAAAAUCUGUGUCAACCCCCACCUGGCUUGCACUAUUUUUCUCUAUCCAUCCACUCACAGGCGAUCGCCGACGCCGAGGGACGAUGAUAAAAUGCAACAUUCACCUUCCAUCCAACAUGGAUUUCUUUCUUUUCCCUCUCUGCAAUUUCAAUCAAGGUUCUCACCUCUACCACAGUGAGCGACUUCAGGAGUUUUGCGCUCACUAAUCCUCAGAAAGCUCCAAUUCACACAUCCCACCGAUCAACAUCGGUGGAAUUGAUCAAUAUCGUCUUUUUCUCUCUGCGCGCGAAACUACGUCAUUAUGGGUAACACCAAAGACGUUAACACAGCCGUUCGAGCUACGAGUGUCGACCUUGGGCGCGAUGUUUACGGCACCGCGGGCUCGAGCUCGAAAUCGCCUAUCGACGAGCACGGAAACCCCCAAAUCGUCGAAGCCAGCCCCGAACGUCCUGCCGCCGUCGAGAAACAGACAUGGCGCCAGAAGCUUGCAUUCUUCAAGACAAGAGAUUUUUGGUUCAUCUUGGCCUUAGGUCAGGUACUGGCUAUCUGCAUCACGGGUACAAACACUUUGACCACUCUCUUGGCCGAGGAGGGAAACAGCAUCCCCGCCUUCCAGACCCUCUUCAACUACAUAUUGCUUAAUAUCAUCUACACGAGCUAUACGAUUUACAAAUAUGGGUUCAAGAAGUGGUUGCACCUCUGCAUUCAUGAUGGCUGGAAAUAUAUCAUCCUCGCUUUCAUGGAUGUCGAAGGCAACUAUUUCACGGUCUUGGCGUAUCGGUACACCACGAUCUUGUCAGCCCAACUGAUCAACUUUUGGGCCAUCGUCAUUGUCGUAGUUGUCUCCUUCAUCUUCCUCCGCGUCCGCUACCACUGGGCUCAGGUACUCGGCAUCUUCGUUUGCGUUGCCGGUAUGGGUCUCCUGCUUGCAUCCGACCACAUCACAGGCUCCAACGGCGGUGAUGUGUCUUCUGGCAACCAGCUGAAGGGAGAUCUGUUCGCUCUCUUGGGUGCAACUUUCUACGGAUUCGACAAUGUCUAUGAGGAAUGGUUCGUGUCUGGUCGUCCACUCUACGAGGUCAUUGGACAAUUGGGAUUCUGGGCCACACUUAUCAACGGUGCCCAGGCCGGCAUUUUCGAUCGCCAUAGUUUCCGGACCGCAACCUGGAACGGUGCUGUCGGAGGCUAUCUGGUCGGAUACACCUUGAUUCUGACCAUUUUCUACACAUUGGUUCCGAUUCUGUAUCGUUUCGCCAGCGCCGCCUUCCAGAACAUUUCGCUCUUGACGGGCAAUUUCUGGGGUGUCAUCAUUGGACUUCACGUGUUCCAUCUGCAUGUACACUGGAUGUACCCUAUCGCUUUCACACUCAUUAUGGUCGGUCAUUUUGUUUACUACUUUGGAAAGGGUGUGAUGGGAGAAGCCCAAAAGGCGUGGUUGGGAGAAGAUCAGGAGCGAGGUAUCGAUGGAUUCGGUUCCGCCAAGAGAAGGAUGAAAUUGGCACAGCAGGGUUCUGCUGGUGUCAGGAGAGGCGAUGAAGGAACAGAGAGCAUGGGAGUGGUGUAAUCGAAGAGACGUCAAAAGCGUGCAUAUUCCGACGACCACCAUACUACGAUUCAGCAUCUCGAAUGCAGAGGAGGCACCUCUGGG